GAUCUAAAUAGCCCUAAUUUAUUUGAAGCUAGUACGGCACUAACUGGCUUGGCAUGCUUUAUGACCCCGGAUUUAGCUCGUGAUCUGCAUAGUGAUAUAAUGAGUUUAAUUAAUUCUUCCAAACCUUAUUUACGUAAAAAGGCAAUAUUGCUCAUGUAUCGUGUAUUUUUGAAAUAUCCAGACGCUUUGCGUAUAUGCUUUCCACGUCUUAAGGAGAAACUUGAAGAUUCUGAUCCUGGUGUCCAAUCUGCUGCGGUCAAUGUUAUCUGCGAGCUAGCCAGAAAAAAUCCACAAAAUUAUCUUGCCUUGGCUCCGAUAUUUUUCAAAUUAAUGAAUACAUCCACAAACAAUUGGGUCCUGAUAAAAAUAAUUAAAUUGAUAUCGAUUCAUUAUAUAUGA
Messenger RNA from Protopolystoma xenopodis, 399 nucleotides. Lineage: Eukaryota; Metazoa; Platyhelminthes; Monogenea; Polystomatidea; Polystomatidae. The record is from the annotation of a GenBank genome assembly.